AUGAUGCAAGCUAUUCAUGUGGAUGUUGUGAAAGAGGAAGGUUCGCCCCAAGAGACGACCCUUAUGAAAGCUAAAGCAUCGCAGCCUGUGACAAACAGUCUUUUAGAUAAGCCGAGGGGAAAGCCUCAGUCUUCGAUGUCAAAGAUUUUAUUCUUGGAUGGAUUACGUGGAGCGGCAGUGAUCACCGUCGUAACUCAGCAUUCUGGUUACAUGCACGACCUUUGUUUGGGAGCCGUUGGUGUCGACACUUUUUUUGUAUUGUCUUCGUUCCUAUUGACAAUGAUCUUUAUGAAGAAAAGCAUUAGUUUGAUUGCUGAAUCGGCAAGUUAUCGAAAGUGGAGUAUUACAUUACUCGACUACUUCUCGAAACGGUUUUUUCGUGUCUAUCCGCUUUUUGCUCUGCUAUCUAUUGUGUUGUGGUUGUUACCGUACGAGUACAAGCACCAAUACUAUCUGGUGAAAAAGCCUGAGGAUUUUAAUCUGUUUCAGACUCUUACGUUUCAUCCCGAGCAUCGACACUAUCUACUGUGGACACUGCCUCUUGAAAUCUCAUACUAUUUUCUCUUGCCUAUAUUUGUUCUCUGUGUGCUCAAAAUUGGACGUUGCUGGUGGCUGGCAUUUGUGCCAUUGUAUGUCUGGAUCAUUCAUGAAGGUGUCUACACGACCCGAUCAAACUUUUAUCGACAGCCUCUAUCUGCGCAUCUCCCCACGUUUGUGGCGGGAUCCAUGGCUGCUGUUAUUUCCGUGAAGCUUGAUAUGUGGAUCAAAGCUCGUGGUCUGGAAUUUCAAACUAUUCACGUUAUUGGUCUUCGAAUCGUAGAGGCAAUUUUAAUUGCGGGAUUUCUUAGCGUAUCUUUCCGUGGAUUGUUCUUUAACUGGCUGGGCCAGCCGCUGUCUGACUCCAAGAAAUACUUCAUGCCAUUUAUAAGCGUCAAGCUGUCCCUGAUUAUUGUGAUUGAAUUGCUGCGGCCGUCUACUGUAUCUGACAUUUUCGAGUGGGUCGUGCUUCGCUAUAUGGGCAAAAUUAGCUUUUCCGUCUAUCUUCUGCACGUAUUUGUGAUUUUUACAAAACCCGUGAAAAAUCAAGGAUAUUACUACGACCGAAUCUUCUUGAUCUUUGCAUUGGUAAUUAUGCUAGCGACUGUAUCAUUCUAUUUAGUCGAGUAUCCAUCUCAGUUGCUGGCACAGAAGAUUUCGCGCAAAUUGGCAAGUCUCACUCCUAUGGAACAUCAUAAACUUUCUGAUGAGAGUGAUGAGAAUUUGGAAGAAGGAGAAGUCAACAAUGCUCAUUCGCAGAAAAAAUGCGCGUCGCCGUCGAGUCGCAAGCUGGAAGUAUAA
Messenger RNA from Plasmopara halstedii, 1338 nucleotides. Its product is annotated as acyltransferase family. Gene Ontology annotation, molecular function: acyltransferase activity, transferring groups other than amino-acyl groups. The transcript has a single exon. Bases 1 to 1338 code for a protein of 445 amino acids. The record is from RefSeq and is a predicted model, not a curated record. Gene Ontology annotation, cellular component: membrane. Gene Ontology annotation, biological process: polysaccharide biosynthetic process. Lineage: Eukaryota; Oomycota; Peronosporomycetes; Peronosporales; Peronosporaceae.